AUGAAGAUAAAGAAACAAAAGCUUGAGGAGCUCACCCAUUUUAGAAACCAAUACUACCCGAAGGAAAUCAACACCAAGGUGGCAUUCACAAAGUACAAUAAAGAUGAAAACAAGCCAUACUACAUAUUGGCUAGGAAGCUAGACGCCACCGCCAAGAAAAGAGCUGACAUUCCUUUUGGGAAUGCUGUUGCUCACUGCUUCAUUAGAGACUUCAGAAUCAUGGACAACCAUGCAUUGUCAAAGGCGUACCAAGCAGCCACCAAAAACAAUCUUCCCAUGAUCUGCUUUUGGGUAGACUGCCCGGAGCAAAGGGAGGCUCACUUGGACGCGCCAUUCAAGCACUACUACAGAAUGUUAAGUUUGGAAAUGGCGCAGAGAAAGCUCCAAUCAUUGAACAUCCAAGUCGUUACCAUCCACGCAGAAAAAAGAAAAGACAUAGUCCCCAAGAUCAAAGAGUUUUUGGAAAAGUAUAAGAUCAACCACCUAUACUCCAACAUGGAGUACGAGGUCGAUGAGUUGCGGCUUGCAGAAAAACUUCUAGACACCUUGCUCGAGCUGAAUAUCGCGUAUUUCCCAUGUCACGACACAUGCAUUGUUACCCCGGGACAACUUAAAACAAAGUCCAAGGGCACACAAUAUGCCGUGUUCUCUCCAUGGUACAAAGCAUGGGUCCAAUUUGCGAACGAUGAGUACUUGAGUAAAGAAAACUUCGUAUACCCUACACCUGACAAAAAACUAAGCAGCACAAUUGAGGUGGAGGAAAAACCUGAAUUUCCCCACGGAGAAGUGGACAAGGCUCGUUUCCACAAGUAUUUCAAGCUUAUUGGCGAAGACGGCGCACGUAAGGCCUUGUCACAUUACAUCGCAUCCCCCGAGAUCAAGGGCUACGAUGACACGAGAGACUCGUUAGAUGACGAUACAGUUUCGCACUUGAGUGUGCACAUUUCUUCGGGAACGAUAUCAACGAGGUCGAUUCUACAAGAGCUUUUUGAGCAAAAGAAGCUUUCGAAAAACAACAGAUCGCAAGCCACAGGCAUUGCGGAGUGGGUGAGGCAAGUUUCCUGGAGAGACUUUUACAAGCACAUCAUGUGUAACUGGCCAUAUGUGUCCAUGCAUAAACCUUUUCAUUUGGAGCUUUCGGACGUAAAGUGGAAGUACAACAACGAUCACUUUCUCUCGUGGUGUGAGGGAAAGACAGGGUUUCCAAUUGUGGAUGCUUGCAUGAGAUGCAUGAAUGAAUCAUCCUACUUGAACAAUCGAGGGAGAUUGAUCGUGGCAUCAUUCUUGGCUAAGGAUCUACUUUUGGAUUGGAGAAACGGGGAGAGAUACUUUAUGCUGAAAUUGGCCGACGGAGACUUCAGCUCUAAUAAUGGAGGCUGGGGUUUCUCUGCUAGCACAGGUGUUGAUCCGCAGCCGUACUUCAGAAUUUUGAAUCCUUGGACGCAAUCUGAGAGGUUCGACCCUAUCGGGGGCUUUAUAAGAAAGUGGGUUCCCGAGUUAACCGACGUCAAGGGAAAAGCUAUUCACAACCCUUAUGCACACAGCGACUCUGCCGAGAUUGCAAGGAAGAAUGGUUAUCCCGAGCCAAUCGUCGAUCACAAGCUUUGCAGAGAACGAGCAUUGGAGCGCUAUAAAGCCGCCAUAGAAAGCGGGAAAGCUGAACUCAAGUAG
This is a messenger RNA of Metschnikowia bicuspidata var. bicuspidata NRRL YB-4993, 1671 nucleotides long. RefSeq names its product cryptochrome/photolyase family protein. Gene Ontology annotation, cellular component: cytoplasm; nucleus. The record is from RefSeq and is a predicted model, not a curated record. Gene Ontology annotation, molecular function: DNA binding; FAD binding. The coding region runs from base 1 to 1671 and encodes 556 amino acids. Lineage: Eukaryota; Fungi; Ascomycota; Pichiomycetes; Serinales; Metschnikowiaceae. Gene Ontology annotation, biological process: entrainment of circadian clock by photoperiod; circadian regulation of gene expression. The transcript has a single exon.